AUGCGGGUUUUGGCUUUUGGCCUGAUUCUGCAAGCACGAAGUUUUGGAGAUCACCAGGUGGAUCUUGAAGCAGAACACCUGGGACUGCUACAUCGUUGUUUUGAGUCCAGAAGCCAAUUCUUCAAAUGCUGCGGGAAGUUUCACGUCCCGGUUGUAGGGGGGAUUAAGCCUCCUCCGGGCUGCUUCAAGAAAGACAAGAGGCAUAGAAGGACAGAGCGCCUGCUUGAUCCUUACCGACGGGCAUACAAGCGUUGCUGUGACGAACCUCUCUUGCGGUAUCGUCAGAUGCUUCGUAAGGUUAACCCACAUGCCGAGGGGGGCAACUACACGCUUCUCUAUGCCAAUCCGUCGAAGUACUUCCUCACGAAUGAUACCCUCUGGUUGCCAGGUUUCCGGUUAUACGAUCUCGGAGCAGCAAGCAUGACGGAGAGGUUCGUGAGCUUGCACUCAGCCCUCUUGGAUUUUAACUAUGGCAAAAGGGCCCGCAAUAUGGUACGAAGCCAGGAACUCUUCAGACAAGGUACGUCUGAUGUUCCCGGAAUAGACGGGGAAAGUUUUGUGCCCGUCUUCCGCGCUUUUCUCUCCAGCAACAUCAACCUGAGCUACACAUUUGUCGAUGUGGGAGCUGCAGACGGCAGUGAACCACAAAGCCCGCUCUUCGAGUUUAUGAACGAGCACCGCGCUCGGAUACGUGGCGUCGCGUUGGAAGCCAGAGAACCUUUCUGUGCAAGGUACCGGGAAGCUUGGCCUUCUGUAGACCUUCAAUGUGGUCAGCUAACUGCUCAGAGUCUCUACGAUUCGCCGCCAAGCUUGGAAGCUUUAAAGCCGGCCUGCUCUCAGGCAUAUUGUGUGGAUGUCUGGAAGGUUGAUAUUGACAGUAUAGACUGCACUGUGCUGGAAGUCUUGCUGAGGGGAACGGAGCUGGAGUUGCUUCCCAAGGCUUUAAUCUUAGAGGUGAACCCGGACUAUCCACCUCCCUACAAGUUCAGUGUAACCGGGAUCCAUGGGCUGCCCGAGACGGAUGAUGAUUUCUGGGCGCGGGCCAUGCUUGGCCUUUAUGGCUGCUCGUUGAGCCAUCAAGUUGCUUUGCUUCGCGAAUUUGGCUAUUGGCUGAUCGGAUACCAUCACAAAGAUGCCCUUUAUGUACACAAGCACGUUGCUCAUGCUCUGCGUGCUUCGGGGCCGUUAGACGAGUUUUUGGCUUACAGCAACGCCCUAGUCAUGAUCGGAUCUGGCUUGCCGCCUCCAGUCUUGAGGCGCUGGCUUUAUUCACAUCCUCACGUUGGUGUGGGCUCCAUCCAGCAGCACUUGCUGCGUGCUCAGAAACGUCUGAAGCGAGAGGUGAGCUUCAGCUUGAGCAUCUGA
This is a messenger RNA of Symbiodinium sp. CCMP2456, 1365 nucleotides long. Lineage: Eukaryota; Dinophyceae; Suessiales; Symbiodiniaceae. The record is from the annotation of a GenBank genome assembly.